AUCACAACAUUUUAAUAUUCGUCCUUUGGAGCAACCUUAUCUUUGUAAUACUAGCAACGUCUGCUGCAUAUGAUAACUGUACUCUGGUUGCCAGCUGACCCGAUUUUUCGGUUUACUUGAAGUGUGGCCAAAUGUAAACCACAAUUUAAAUAGUAAUAGGCGUAUUAAAACCUAUAGGAAUUGAAGGUAAUGUCUUGAUUGAUCUCCUGUCAGCUGGCCGGACGCUCAAACUGCAGUUGGGGAUAAAUGUCUUCUCCAACUCAAACAGAGGACGAUGAGGUGGAUGAAGUGGAGUUUGUAUCGGAGGGCCCCGUCAGGCCAGUAUUGGAGUGUAUUGACCUGCUGAGUGAGGAUGAGGGAUGUUCAUCAUUGCCGGGCACGAUUGAAGAUAAACUCUCCCGCCAUAAAGCGCGUGUUACAUCUACACUGGACAGACUUGCCCACCAGGUGGCCCAAGAGAAAAAGGAAAGAAUAGAUAAAUGCAGAGCGUUCAAGGAGAAGCAAAUGUCACAAAGAGCUCAUGGACAGCAGGGGCUGGCUUUUAGUUCUACAAAUGGAAAUAAACACGAAGCAAAGCACUGCGUGGACAUGUGGUUAAAUAUGCCAGGUCCUAGACCUGGAGUUAUCAAUGCUGGUUUUGGAAGACGACGCCAACCUGUUUCGUUCCCUGGAAAUAGUUCCAUUAGACACACUUGUCCAGUGAUCAACUGUGGGCGAGUUUAUGACAAUACGUCCCUCCUUGAUGGUCACUUAAAAAGGUUUGAUCACUCUCCUUGUGACCCAACCAUCAAUAUUAAAGGAUGUCCAUCUGAGAUCUUUGCCUGUAUUGCCUGUUGUCAACUUUUUCAUACUGAAGAAACAUGGAGGCAACAUCUCAUGUCUAAGGUGUCCUCGUUUACUGCUGAUGGUCACAGCAUCACUCAGAACUAUCAGCGGAUUGUGUGUUUUGCCUGUCCUGCCUGCUACUGCCUCUUCAACCUCCGAGAUGAGUGUCUUCAGCACAUGUCAGCCAAAAACCACUUCACAGAGUCACUCGCCAUGAGUGAGACCAAAGGAAGACCACUGCCAGUUCCCAUCUCGCAGUACGUUAAGAAUCGUCUCAUCACUUUGUGCAAGGAUGCAACGUUCAAUGUCCGAUGCUCUUUAUGUCAUAAAGUACUGAUCUCACAUCAGGCAGCUCAAGCUCACUUUAAUGUGCACUGCAGACAGGGCUGCGCCGUGGCCUCGGCUGAUAAAACUAUAGUGGAGGUAAUGAAACAGCUGCAAGUGCGUGGGCAGUGUUCCAUCUGCUGUAAAAUCUUCCGCAGCCAAGCUGAAAUUGAGAGACACAAAGAAUCGACCCAGCAUGACGUGGAGGUCAACCAAACAAUGGCGAAAGCCCUCCUUCAGUACUGCAGGUUUAGUGAACUUCAACACAAACAGAGGACUGGAGAGGCACAGAGGAAACGACAGGCCACUGGCCAUGAAACACCUAUUGAAAAAAGAAACAAGACGAAGAAUUGUGAAGAAUCACCAGCCAAACGGAAGAGGCUGAGUGUGAAUGGCAGCACUAGCAGAAAGUCAGUAACGGCGUGGUUCUGCGAGUGUGGCAUACAGUUCUCAGAGGAGGCUACAGCCACUAAGCAUCUCUUGGCUGUGAACCGAAUUUUCCAUCAGUGUGGCGUGUGUGGCAAACACAUGGGCGAGUCCUCGAUUACCCGCCUGCACAUGAGUCGCUUUCACGGUGGAGCUCAUCUCUCCAACUUCCUCUUCAACUGCCGCAAGUGCAACCUGGAAAUGCCUCGGUACGAAGACAUCCUGUCACACGUGGCAGACGCUCACAGCGGACACACCUACUUCACUCAGCGGGAAGUGCCCAAGGAGCUCGAUACCGAGCCGUCAACCAGCAGCAAAGUGGCCCGACAUUCAUCGUCCAUGUCCACAGGCAAGCAACGCACAGCAGAGACGUCUUCUUUCAAAGCAGAGCCGAAGUGGAUGUGCAGGAUGUGCGAGGACACCUUCGACUCAGAAGCGGCCGCCCGCAAACACUGCAGCGACGUGAGCGGUCACAGCUUUCAGAGAUUCAUCUGUGGACACUGCCCCCAGAAGUUCUUUAAAGAGUCGACUGUACGCAGACACUGUACGAACGAGCACGACGGGCAGAUAAAGAGCUCCCACUUCUGCGGCCUCUGCGACAGCAUGCAGUUUGAAACCGAGGGCGAGUUCUUGGAGCACUACAAGAGCCUUCACAGUACGGACUAUUACUGCGUGGAGGAUGUUGAGGUUGUUCAGCCUACUGUUGCUGAAAGCGCCAGUUGGCUUAAGUGCCCAUGCAUGGGUUCAGAAAAGUGCAUAGAGGAGAUGAAAGCUACAUAUACACAAUGCAUGAGGGAUCUGUCCGCAGAAGGAAAAUGUCUCUAUGUGUGCGCUCCUUGUGGCGUAUCUGUGCCUUCCUAUGCACAGAUGAAGACUCACGUGCACACAAAGCACGCAGCCCUGAACCUGGACAAGACCUAUGACGUAGAGUGCGAAGCUUGCCAGGAGAGCUUCACGAGUGUACCGAGUUUCCAUAAACACUAUCACUCCCGACACUGUACACUGGAGCCUUGCAUGAGCUCCAGGACCUGCAGUAAAAACAUGAAAGCAGAACCCCCUUCUGUGAAAGUGCUCAACGCUGUGGAGAUCACAUCAGACACCGACGAGAUUGAAGAUGAAACCCUGGUGAAGUUUUUAAACAUGGAUCAGACCAACAAAGAGAGUGAAGCAUGCGAAAAUGAAUCGGAUGAAGAAAUGAACCACGAACCGUCUUUUAAUGCAGAAGAAGAAAGAGAGUCAGCAGAGUUGGAAGAAGCUCUUCAAAGAAGUCUUCUGGAGUUUUGAGGAUGUGAUUUAAAUGUUUUCUUUUGUUCCACAAUGUUCACCUGACAUAUAUAUAGACAUGUUUUGUACCAGGUAUUUGUGUUCAGAUUAUAUUAAAUAAAUAGUAGUUGCUAUUUGA
Molecule: messenger RNA, 2977 nt
Organism: Cottoperca gobio
Lineage: Eukaryota; Metazoa; Chordata; Actinopteri; Perciformes; Bovichtidae
Gene: znf451
Product: zinc finger protein 451
Exons: 13
Coding region: 247-2859 (870 amino acids)
Biological process (GO): regulation of transcription by RNA polymerase II
Cellular component (GO): nucleus
Molecular function (GO): sequence-specific DNA binding; DNA-binding transcription factor activity, RNA polymerase II-specific
Source: RefSeq, a predicted model, not a curated record